This is a messenger RNA of Tricharina praecox, 1986 nucleotides long. Its product is annotated as WD40-repeat-containing domain protein. The record is from RefSeq and is a predicted model, not a curated record. The transcript is spliced from 2 exons. Gene Ontology annotation, molecular function: protein-macromolecule adaptor activity; protein binding. Lineage: Eukaryota; Fungi; Ascomycota; Pezizomycetes; Pezizales; Pyronemataceae. Bases 156 to 1790 code for a protein of 544 amino acids. Gene Ontology annotation, cellular component: nucleus. Gene Ontology annotation, biological process: proteasome-mediated ubiquitin-dependent protein catabolic process.
CUUUGUAUUCGCACAACACUUUACGCGAGUCUUCUCUCUGCAACUCACAUCUUUUCUUUCCAGAAGUAGGGCUUUGCUCUACCUUCACAUAUACCUUCUCUACCAUUGUCUACCAUUCACCCUUUGCUUCUGUCAGUGUCACAACCUCCACAACCAUGCCAGCCCCCAAUUCUUCGAAGACCGACUCAGCGUCCUCGUUGCCGUCACCUCCGGGAGCCAAAACACCCUCGUCCUCGAACGCGGUGCAUCCAUUCUUUACACCACGCCGAAUCCUUAACGGAAUAGGAAGCAAUGCCAGAUCGGCAUGCGCACAUCUGCUUUCACCAGAAGAGUCUCCGUCGCAACGGUGCAGCAAGCGGGUUCGCCUGAGCAGAGAUGAGAGUCCGUCACCAACCCAGAAUCUUGAACGGGGAGCGGAGUCGAAACUAGAGGCCGAGAUGGAAGAAGAGGAACCAAAGGCUGCUCCGAGAGAGAUGCCACCUUCCCUUCAGUACCAUCUUUUCAUGAAGAGUAUGGACGGGUUCUACAAUCCAGCACUCGGGCGCACCAGUUUCUACCCCGGAAACUGGGCUACGCAACCACUCAACUUCUACUCCCGGCCGGUGGACGAGCUCCCCAUCUCUUCGAACGAGGAUCAAUGUUUGCCAUUCAGUACCGCCGCCUGCAACCGUAGUUCGUUGGUGGCCAUCGGUGACGAAAUGGGCCGUGUGCGUCUAGUCGAGACCGCCAAAGACGAAAAGCCAGGAUUCAUAAAGGAGUUCCUCUCCUUCCAGUGCCACGAAAAUGCCAUCUUCGAUAUGUCGUGGUCUCCGGACGACCUCCAGCUCGCCACGGCGUCCGGAGACCAGUUGUGCCGCGUCUUUGACGUCACCAAGCAGACACAGCUGUACCAGCUGAAGCAGCACCAGAACAGCGUCAAGCAGAUCGCAUACAACCCGCACAACCCGUUCAUGCUUGCGUCCAGUGCGCGCGAUGGAACCCUCAACAUCUGGGACUUGCGUGUGGCAGGAACGAAGAUCUCGGAAGGUCGCGAUGUCGUCACGGUCCUGCAGCCGGUCGAAUGCAUCCGUGGGGUCCAUACCACAGCCGGUCGAAAGCCGAAGGUGAACUCCGUCACAGCGGCGGUGUGGAUGAACGAGCACCGUGUGGCGACCACCUGCGAGCACGAUGCGCAAAUCAAGGUCUGGGAUCUCCGCUCGCGCGUCUUCCGCAAGAAGAAUCCGCAGGCAGUCGAGAGCUCCGCGUUGCCGCCAAACCAGUACAGAGAUUACGGCAUCAGCUCGCUCACGAUCUCGCCCGACGGCCAGAGGAUGUACGCCGUGUGCAAGGACUCCAACGUCUACGCGUACGCGCCCCGCCAUCUCUCCAAGGGCCCGAUCCACGCCUACAGCCAUCCGCGUCUGCACGCCGAAACUUUCUACGUCAAGUGCGACAUCAGCCGCGAUGGUAAAUUCCUCGCCACCGGCUCGUCCGAUCAGGUCGGCGUCGUGUUCCCGACCGAAGAGCGUUACUUCAACCCCCGUGUCUCCGCCAACUUCAGAUAUAAGGACGGAGAACAUGCUCUCGCCAGCACCCUCAAGGUCGGAAAGGGCGUGGCCCUCGUUCGUGGUCACGAUAGGGAGGUUACCGACGUUGCCUGGACCAUGAACCACGAUCUCGUUACCGUCUCCGACGGCUGUCAGGCCCGCUGCUGGAGGCAGGACGGUAACGGAUUCGAGGCUGAGGAUAUGAGAGACGGUGGUGAGACUAACGGUAGGAGGUGGGGCUGGGGCUGGGCGCAGAGGAAUUAGAUGCCGGCCCGAUUUGCUCUUCUGCUUUCCUUUGACUUUUACUUUUCCUUCUACUCUUUCUUGUCCAUAGGGAUCGCUCUUUCCUGCCAUCCUUUACCUUUCUUUUUCUUUCUUCUUUUUCUUUUUCUUUCUUUUUCUUUCUUUCCUGUCUAGGGAUCGCUCCAUAUCAUAUCCGUGUUUGUAUUAUUAGGGUGUU